CAGGGUCCAAGGAGAAUGAAUAUGGUGAAUGCAGGGUCCGGGGAGACCAGAUAUAGUGAACACAGGGUCCAGGGAGACUGGAUAUAGUGAAUGCGGGGUCCAGGGGGAGCGGAUAUAGUGAAUGCGGGGUCCGGGGAGAGCAGAUAUAGUGAAUGCAGGGUCCGGGGAGAGCAGAUAUAGUGAAUACAGGGUCCGGGGAGACCAGAUAUAGUGAAUGCAGGGUCCGGGGAGAGCGGAUAUAUAGUGAAUGCAGGGUCCGGGAGAGCAGAUAUAGUAAAUGCAGGGUCCGGGGAGAGCGGAUAUAGUGAAUGCUGGGUCCGGGGAGAGCGGAUAUAGUGAAUGCAGGGUCCGGGGAGA
This is a messenger RNA of Staurois parvus, 357 nucleotides long. Lineage: Eukaryota; Metazoa; Chordata; Amphibia; Anura; Ranidae. The record is from the annotation of a GenBank genome assembly.